AUGGCCAUAACAAAUGAAUACGUUCUAAUCAUUAAGGGCACUGCGAUUGAAGAUCGUAGCGAUGUAAGACUCUUUGAAGGCUACUACGACAGCAUAGAGAGCCAGAGCGAUUUCAACAUCAAACGAGUGACGGUACUGCUUACAAUGUCCUUGGAUGGUUUUGUACCAAGAAGACUUUCGAAAUUGUACUCCGAGCUCUUAAGCCUCCAUGAAACCCCCCUCGAGGUUGUCGUUGGGGAAGAAACAUGGACUGUCGACGUACGCCUUUUCCGUGGUGUUGCCGACAUGCCGGCACAGCAAGCGCUUUUCGGAGUCCCUAGAUGGAACGCAGACUAUGGAUGUUCGAAGUGUUAUAUCAAAGGGAUCAGAGAUGGAAACCAGAGAAUAUGGAUUCCAUCAAACAAUGCAGACUUGGUCCAGCGAAGUGAGGAGUCAUUUGCAACAGACGCUGAAGCACGGCAAUUUGGAAUCACAAACUUGUUUAACCCUACGUCAAGGUUUCCGGAGCUGAAAGUCGAUCGAGAAUCACUGGAACACGUGAAAGACUGUCUCGCAAAGAUCACCUCUCACACCUAUUCGAACAGCCUCGUACUAUCUUUAGAGGAUCUGCCCACCUGUAAAGGAGCUGAAGUGGAUGAGAUGGCAUUCGUGUUAUUCCCCUUAGUGGCAGCAGUGGACAUUGUCCCAUCACCUAUAGCCGCUGCUUCUUUGAUUGGAUACUGGAUAUGUGUGAGGUUGAUUUGCAAAACCUCCUCGCUAACAAGGGCAGUGAUUGAGAAAGCUAAGUCCAUAGCUGAACACACUAGGGAUCUAUGGAUUAUGCUGGCGUCCCAAACGUUCACGAUGAAAUGCCAUUGGUUCUUCGAACAUGCAAUGGAGCGUGAGUUAGAGCGGUUUGGGUCGUUAUAUCAAUGGUCCGCAGCACCCUUUGAAGGACAUCAUCGCAGGUUGCAAGUGAAAAUGAACCAACACACUACAAACAGCUCCACCCUUCUGAUAGAAAGGUACUUGUUGGGUAAAAAAGUGCGGUCUUUACUCAAUGAAACGGAUAACAUCGCACUCGAAUCCUUGAAGAAGAAGACCGACAAUCAGAAUAACAGGUUUCCACUUGAAAUAAAGAUCAACGAACGCUGCUACAUUCCAAGCAACAGUCAAGUGUGCACCGAGGAUUUGGAAGAACCGGAGAAAACGCGGAUUUUGCGUUCGUCGAACGUUCCCUAUACAACAAUGCAACGCACGUCUCCAUACGCCAUAACAAGGUCGAGAGCUGCAAAGCGAGUGUACGCAAAGCCCCGAGCUCUACUGGACAUCACCUCCCCGCGAGUUGUUGAGGAGCGCGCAAUUCCCACGGAAGAAGUUCCUAUUGCUUUGGAAGAAGAAGUGCCACAAGGCAAUGUUUAUGAAAGGAGGGAGUUUCACGUCGAAGAAAGGCGAGAACAGCGGCCAGCCUCACCACCCUUACCAUCCCAUCUACAUGACUGUAUAGAUGGUGGCGUCUUGCAAGUGGACACUGCCGCGAAGCUGAUUCUGGCUAAAAUGCGACGUGACGAAUUUAACGAGGCAGCAUACUAUGAAUUUGUUCAAUCGGAUGUGGUGGCGCGAGCAACAACAACGUAUGGUAGUCUGAAUCGCCCCUUGGGGCGCGAUUUGGAUCUCCUAUGGGGAAUCGCAAACAGAAUUACAGCAGAAAUUGCACGAGCAGUGGCCACAAAAAGUAUGCGAUGCUUUGACACGGCGGAGAGGCCCUUGCCGUGUGUGACAACUGCGCCUUCGGUGACAAACUGCACAAGAAUGUGGAAGAUCGACGCCGAGCCACCGUUUGCGAAGAUAAUGAACCUACUAAAGGAAUGUGAUGAUUGGAGCCCGCGAAAAAAAGACACCCCAUAUGUGCAGGUCUCGGCGUUGUACCGCCACAUACUUCAAAGAAUUUGCAACCCACCAGAACGUAUCCGGGAGUACUCCUUGCGCAUCAAUACUUUGAAAGGGAGAGAUCUGAAGCUCAAAAGCCUCCCACGGGGAAUCACGGAUAUCCUGAUAGGUAAAACAUCAGUAAAUUAUUGUUACCUGAAAAAAUUCCAUUUAGAAAUGGUCGAGGACAUGUUAGGGAAUCAACGUGAGUUUGGAAUUUACAAUGAAGCAAGAACCAAUCAACCACAUCUUAUAGCUAUUAUC
Messenger RNA from Cylicostephanus goldi, 2172 nucleotides. The record is from the annotation of a GenBank genome assembly. Lineage: Eukaryota; Metazoa; Nematoda; Chromadorea; Rhabditida; Strongylidae.